This is a messenger RNA of Lepisosteus oculatus (spotted gar), 5011 nucleotides long. Its product is annotated as NADPH--cytochrome P450 reductase. Gene Ontology annotation, molecular function: flavin adenine dinucleotide binding; NADPH-hemoprotein reductase activity; FMN binding. Gene Ontology annotation, biological process: response to hormone. Gene Ontology annotation, cellular component: cytosol. The record is from RefSeq and is a predicted model, not a curated record. NCBI's taxonomy places the organism in Eukaryota, Metazoa, Chordata, Actinopteri, Semionotiformes, Lepisosteidae.
GGAGGCAGCCUGUGCGUGCGGAGCCUGCUGCAGGGCUUCAUGGGAAAUGUCAUUAGACAGUCUUGUUACUUUCCCACUGCCGCCUCUCGCUGCCAGAUGUUGUAGCCCCUCGUGAAGCCGCGCGGGCGGUGCGCGGGGCCAGCGAGCGCGCGAGUGCGCGGGGAGCAGGGAUGGCGGCCCGCGCGGAGCCAUUCUGCGACUGAGCUGGAUGGGGGGUGGGCUGUGGACGGGGGGGAGGAGGGGGGGCGUGAUCUGAGCUGCAGAAACGCGGUCCCGAUGUGCAAGAUGGAGUACGCAAGAGCCUGCAGAUAAGUUUCAUUGAGCUGUCUUUUGGUUUUGGCCCGUUCGUUCCUGCAAUUGCGUGCAAGAAGGGGCAGCUUCAGAUGCCCUGACUCGGGGGCAGGGUUGCUGACGGCGACGAGCACCAGCCAUGGGGUGUGUGUACUCUCUUCCCAAGGAGAGCAAGGCGGCUGCAGACAGGGCACCUUCCACACGCGAAACGAGUUUUAUUGAAAAGAUGAAGAAAACGGGGAAGAACAUCGUGGUGUUCUAUGGCUCCCAGACGGGAACCGCCGAGGAGUUUGCCAACCGGCUUUCCAAAGACGCCCACCGGUACGGGAUGAGAGGCAUGGCGGCGGAUCCGGAGGAGUACGACAUGGCCGAGCUCUCUCGCCUCUCGGAGAUCGACAACUCCUUCGCCAUCUUCUGCAUGGCCACCUAUGGGGAGGGGGACCCCACGGACAACGCCCAGGACUUCUACGACUGGCUCCAGGAGACGGACACCGAUCUGUCGGGCGUCAGUUACACGGUGUUCGGUUUGGGGAACAAGACGUACGAGCACUACAACGCAAUGGGGAAGUACGUUGACAAGAGGCUGGAGGAGCUCGGAGCCCAGAGGAUCUUUGACCUGGGCAUGGGAGACGACGAUGGCAACCUUGAAGAGGACUUUGUCUCCUGGAGAGAGCAGUUCUGGCCGGCUGUGUGUGAGCACUUUGGAGUGGAGGCCACUGGAGAGGAAUCCAGCAUCCGUCAGUAUGAGCUGGUAGUCCACACCGAUGUCAACAUGAACAAGGUGUACACGGGGGAGAUGGGCCGCCUGAAGAGCUUCGAGACGCAGAAGCCGCCUUUUGAUGCCAAGAACCCCUUCCUGGCCUCCGUCACGGUCAACCGGAAGCUGAAUAGGGGCGGAAGCCGUCACCUGAUGCACCUUGAACUGGACAUCACGGGCUCCAAGAUCAGAUAUGAAUCUGGAGAUCAUGUUGCCGUGUACCCCGUGAACAAUGCUGCGAUCGUUAACAAGAUUGGAGAAAUUCUCGGUGUGGACCUUGACACUGUAAUCUCUUUGAACAACCUUGAUGAGGAGUCCAACAAGAAGCACCCGUUCCCUUGUCCCACCUCGUACCGCACAGCCCUCACACACUACCUGGACAUCAGCAACCCGCCGCGCACCAACGUGCUGUACGAGCUGGCCCAGUACGCCACCGACCCCAAGGACCAGGAGACCCUGCGCAAGAUGGCGUCCUCGUCCCCCGAGGGCAAGGCUCUGUACCACCAGUGGGUGCCCGACGCCCGGAGGAACAUCGUGGCGAUUCUGGAGGACAUGCCGUCCCUGCGACCGCCCCUUGAUCACCUGUGUGAGCUGAUGCCCCGGCUGCAGGCGCGAUACUACUCCAUCGCCUCCUCCUCAAAGGUGCACUCCAACUCGGUUCACAUCUGCGCUGUGGUGGUAGAGUACGAGACCAAGACGGGUCGCAUCAACAAGGGAGUGGCAACCAACUGGCUGAAAAACAAAGUGGUGACCGAUAAUGGCCACAAGUCCACAGUGCCCAUGUACGUCAGGAAGUCCCAGUUCCGGCUGCCUUUCAAAGCCAGUAACCCGGUCAUCAUGAUCGGCCCGGGCACUGGCAUCGCGCCCUUCAUCGGCUUCAUUCAGGAGAGGGGCUGGCUGAAGGAGCAGGGUAAGGAGGUGGGCGAGACCGUGCUUUAUUAUGGAUGCCGCCACAAGAAUGAGGACUUCUUGUACCAGGAGGAGCUGGAGGCGUUUGAGAAGGCCGGAGUGAUUACUCAGCUCAAUGUAGCCUUCUCACGGGAUCAAGACCAGAAGGUGUAUGUGCAGCAUCUGUUGAAGGCAAACAAGGAACACUUGUGGAAACUGAUUCACCAUGAGAAUGCGCACAUCUACAUCUGUGGGGAUGCCCGAAACAUGGCCAGAGACGUGCAGAACACGUUCUACGAGAUCGUGACGGAGCUGGGGAGCAUGACUCACACCCAGGCCGUGGACUACAUCAAGAAGCUGAUGACCAAGGGCCGCUACUCCCAGGACGUGUGGAGCUAAGAGGAGGAGCAGUCAGUUCCUGCAGCGAUUCCCAGCUCCGUUUUUUUUUCCAGGGACGUGUGAAAAGAUUCUUGGUUGUAAAAGGUUAUCCCCCUGCACAAAAGCAACAGAAGACGAUUUUAUUUUUAAUUUUAUGUCUAAACUGACCUUUAACCAUGUGACAGCAAAGGGUCUGAAGAGUGGAUACAGGCAAAGCAGUGGGCGGGCAAUGAGUCUGAAACCACUGAGAAUUCACCUCGGAUUUGAGAAGGAAAAGGCAUCUUAAAUAUCAAUGAAAACCAUAUUAUUGUAAUAUCUUUAAUAUGCAGAGAAUCAAAGCAGCAAUGGUCUGUAAACUGGAAACAAGAAUAGGGAAAUAUGUAAUGAUUGUAUGCAGUUAGUUUGACUGGAACUAACAUUAGAGGUAAAUUACCGCAGACUCAAGACUGUUUUUGUGAAUGAAGAUCGAUCCAGCUGAAGAUGGAGCUGAAUUUUCUAGUGGAAGAAAUGACAGUUUGCAUGGAACAUGCUGGUCUCAGAAAAUCCUGAAAUUAAUCAAAAUUAGCUUGUAACUUAAAGGGAUUUUUAAGUAACUGGUUCACGUAUAGAAUACACUUAUAGGUAUGCAUUAUGAGUCAGAUCUGAUCCUCAGUGCCUGCUGCAACAUGUUCAAAUGUGAUGCAGUGAAGAACAAUGAGGAAAGUUGGACAGAUGAGUUGUCGUCAAGUGUUUCUGUAGCCUUAUCUCUCUUUGAGGAGACGGUCUUUGCAUUUUAAAUUGUAAAAGAAAUGGCCAGGGGAUGCCUUUUGCAUCAUGGUAGCUCUCUGUGUGCAAUCUGUAUACCGAAAAGUACUGUGCAGUAAUAGGAUUUAUACUAACUGGCAUUAGCUGUGUUUGCAAAGAAAGUUCCACACUUGAUACCCAAGACAGGAAAGCUAGCAUUAUGCCAUAGGCAGACUUCCUGACUCUUGCAGUGAAUAGUCACUUUUCCUGUAGAAAAUGUUGAAAGUAGCAGGCCACUUACAAACUUGAACUCUGCCUCCAGCAGCCAGUACAGUUCAGGAAUCAGUGCACCUCGAUGAAAUAUUAUUUCUCCUUUAAAGUGAUGACAAGACAUUUAAUCAAAAGGCAUUUUAAAAAUCAGUUAUAUUUUACAGCUUUUAUAUUUGUGUACUCCAGCCUGUAAAGCUUUAGGUGAGUGUGCUGCUGCUGUGUUGGAAACUGGGAAAAUGUUUUCUAUUUCCAUAACAAAUCCGGGACCCUAUUCCUGGUUGGAGCACGACUGUGUGCGGAGUGUACAGAUUCGUUCGUAGGGGAAUGUAGAUAUGCGUGUCGGGAAGGAGGGGGCUCUCGAGGUUUCCUCUGCGGGUUCGAGCGGGAGUCUAUGGCGGAUGUCUGGGCAGAGUUGUGGCCGGUCUCCUGCAGGGUCGCGGAGAGAGGCGUGUGGCUCCUUCACCGGGGGGGAGGCUGCAUGGCCUUAAACCACUAGACAUCCGGACGUAAAACUGGUGAUUCCAGACAUGUAUACCGGAUUCCAAAGGGAAUAGAGUUCGUUUUGCCUUUGCUCACAAACUUGGCUUUAAUGCAAAAUCACCAGUUUCUUUUUCCUCCCUCCAUGAUGAGGAGAAAAGUCAACUGGAGAGGAGUUGUGGAGGAAACUCGCUAAUUUGUCAGCAGGAUUUUGAGGAGAGUAAAAGCUUGCUGGCGGUGUGUUUCCGUGAAGGGAGAACGGAAAGAUACACUUCAGAAAAGCAGAGCUGGAUGACGCUGCCUAUGUCUGCUACAGAUACACCUGUGGUUCAUGUGGGCAUCAUUCUUGGCUGCUUUACUGAGAUAAGGUUCUGAUUUUACCUGCUUGUAUGAUUUGUAAUAUCUGAUAAAGGUGGCAUUUAAUUUGACGGUGUCGCACAUCAAUCUCAGCAGAAGUGCUAGCUAUUACCAAGAGUUGGCUGGAGUUUCCCCAUUCAAAGGUCCUAUGCCAUAUGUUUUAAAGUAAAUUUGACAACAUGCUGUGAUACCUUGUACUGUAUUGAGCUGUAACCUUUGAAUUUCCAUUUUUUUGGCAAGAUUUUGCAUAGAAAUGGUGAUGGAACUGAAAUGAAGGCAAGUUCAUUUACCAAAUACUGCCAUCGAUUCCAUUAUAUUUGAAUCUUAAAGAAAAUGUUAACACAUUUGGUAUAGUUUGAAAUACCCUGUAACCAAACACUCUGAUGAAAGCAUUUUCACACCGUGGAAUAUAUUUUCUUUAUCCAGAUGUUUUCAACAGGUGGCACAGAUGUGGGUUCUAAUAAACUUUGUAUCAAUGGAAAGGCUCCCCACUUAUUCCUCUCUGUUUUUCUUGGAUUCCUUAACAAGAAACAUUUAAGCGUUUUCAGAGUGACAUUUUGCAAGUGAAAAGCCCUCUUGCAGUCUGAGGUCCUGGUUUCUGACUGUAACUAUAUAGGAAGAAGGUGGCUGCUGUACCAGGGCCUGUGUGUUUUGAUAUUGCUCAUCAGUGCUUCUGGACUCAAUGGCUUUCAAUGAUGCAGCCCUAAUGUUAGUCACUUAACCUGACCAUUAACAACAAUUAAUUUUUUGGAGUUAAACAAUGGUUGUAACAUGAUGUCUUGUGUUCCUUUUGUCUAGUCGCGGCUUGAUUACAUUUUAUAUGCAAUCGUUUUUUUUUAAACGUUAUUAAAAUAGAGAUGAAAAUUGUCA